This is a messenger RNA of Drosophila montana, 2177 nucleotides long. It is a transcript of the gene amd, whose product is annotated as alpha methyl dopa-resistant. Gene Ontology annotation, molecular function: pyridoxal phosphate binding; aromatic-L-amino-acid decarboxylase activity. The transcript has 3 exons. The coding region runs from base 553 to 2076 and encodes 507 amino acids. Gene Ontology annotation, cellular component: cytoplasm. The record is from RefSeq and is a predicted model, not a curated record. Gene Ontology annotation, biological process: amino acid metabolic process; catecholamine metabolic process. Lineage: Eukaryota; Metazoa; Arthropoda; Insecta; Diptera; Drosophilidae.
AUUUAACAAAAGUUCAAAACAGUUGGGAACAGUUCGGUUUUAAAUAUAAAAACAUAUUUUAUAUCGAAUUGUUUUCUGAAUUAUAGUUUAUUCAAAUGGAUAUUGAUGUUAUGAAUUUACCUACAUUUAAAUUACGGGUAGCAAAUUUGUGAUAGACAAUUAGACGUAAUACUGGACCCAACCCAGAUGCAGUUUAUGGCAUUAGGUAAGCGGCGUUUAAGAGUCGCAACAACGGAGACUGACCGGAGAUUGGGCUCUGCUUCUGGCUCUGCUUCUGGCUCUUGCCUGGGCUCACCUCCAGCUGUGAUCGGGGGGUAUAAAAGGCGGCGCGAUCGCGUCGCGCGAAAUCAGAGUCAAAGCCAACGGCGCGAGAGCAACAACACAUCGAACAGACCGACAACAACAGGUGGACAACAACGGGGUUCAGCUGUUUGGAGCUUUGUAAACAAACAGAAGACAAACAAUACGUGAAAAGUACAAAUAGAAACGCUUUAAAAACAGCGACUAAAUCGGAGAUUGAACCCGUAUCGAAAACGAGAACGCAUUCGCAAAAUGGAUGCCAAAGAGUUUCGUGAGUUUGGCAAAGCUGCCGUUGACUAUGUGGCCGACUAUCUGGAGAAUAUACGGGAGCAUGAUGUACUGCCCGCGGUCGAUCCGGGCUACCUGCUGCAGCUGCUGCCCAAGCAGAUGCCCGAAGCACCCGAGGCAUGGCGAGAAAUUCUAUCAGACGUCGAUCGCGUGAUCAGGCCCGGCAUCACCCAUUGGCAGUCGCCAAACAUGCACGCCUACUAUCCCACCAGCGUGUCCUAUCCAUCGAUUGUGGGCGACAUCAUGGCCAACGGUUUUGGCAUCAUUGGCUUCAGUUGGAUAUGCAGCCCGGCCUGCACGGAGCUCGAAGUGGUCGUCAUGGACUGGCUGGCCAAGUUCCUAAAGCUGCCCAGCCAUUUUCUGCACGAGUCCGAGGGUCCCGGCGGCGGCGUCAUUCAGGGUUCCGCCAGCGAGGCUGUGCUGGUGGCCGUUCUGGCGGCGCGCGAACAGGCCGUGCGCAGGGAGCGCGAGUGCCAUCCGGAGCAGAGCGAGAGCGAGAUACGCGGCAAGCUAAUUGCCUAUUCGUCAGAUCAGAGCAACAGUUGCAUUGAGAAGGCGGGCGUGCUGGCGGCCAUGCCGAUCAAAUUGCUGCCGGCCGGCGAAGAUCUGGUGCUGCGCGGCGCCGCACUGAAGGAGGCCAUUGAACGAGAUGUGGCCGCCGGUCUCAUACCCGUCAUCUGCGUAGCCACGCUGGGAACGACGGGCACGUGCGCCUACGAUGAUAUCGAAUCGCUGGCCAGCAUCUGCGAGCAGCAUCAGGUGUGGCUGCAUGUGGAUGCGGCAUACGCUGGUGGCGCAUUCGCCCUGGACGAGUGCGCUGAACUGCGUCGCGGACUGGAUCGCGUGGACUCUCUAAACUUUAAUUUACAUAAAUUUAUGCUUGUCAACUUUGACUGCUCGGCGAUGUGGCUGCGCGACGCCAACAAGGUAAUCGACAGCUUCAAUGUGGAUCGCAUCUACCUGAAGCACAAGCAUGAGGGUCAGACGCAGAUUCCGGAUUUUCGCCAUUGGCAGAUUCCGCUGGGUCGCCGCUUCCGUGCGCUUAAGGUGUGGAUAACAUUCCGCACUCUGGGCGCUCAGGGUCUCCGCGCACACAUGCGCAAACACAUUGAUUUGGCCAUCCAAUUCGAAAAUCUGGUGAAGGCCGAUGAACGUUUUGAGUUGGUUGCUCCACGCGCCCUGGGACUGGUUUGCUUCCGGGCAAAGGGUGACAAUGAAGUAACGUCACAGUUGCUACAACGUUUGAUGGAGCGUAAAAAGAUUUACAUGGUCAAGGCAGAGCAUCGUGGGCAGCUGUUUUUGCGAUUUGUUAUAUGCGGCAUGGAUCCUAAGCCAUCGGACAUUCAAUUUGCCUGGUCGGAGAUUGAGACACAGCUGACAUCACUAUGUGCUGAGCAACAGGUAAAUGCGCGCAAAGCUGGAGAACUGUCAGAGCUAACGCAUCAUUUAAGUGGGCUACAGCUAACAAAUGAAACGCUGCAGCGCUAGUCGAAUAUUCAGUAAUAUUGCAAUUAAAAAAUGCAUAAUCGAUAUUAAUGGCAUGUAACAAGUAGAUAAGAAAUAAUAAAUACAUCAUACAAAUGAAAGAA